Lithohypha guttulata is the source of this 378-nucleotide messenger RNA. RefSeq lists its product as uncharacterized. The record is from RefSeq and is a predicted model, not a curated record. Lineage: Eukaryota; Fungi; Ascomycota; Eurotiomycetes; Chaetothyriales; Trichomeriaceae. The transcript has a single exon. Bases 1 to 378 code for a protein of 125 amino acids.
AUGGCAAGUCCACAAAUCACACCAGCCUGGCCAGGCAUUACACUUAGUGGAGCUUCGAGUCCUGGACAAUCUACAGUACCUCUAGCUCAGAUCCUAGAAGGUGCCGCAGCUGCACAAAAUCAAGUCGAUCAGAAUGCCGGCAACCUAGCGACACAACAGUUGGCCAUGCCCGCAGGUAUCUUGUCACCAGGCGAAAUCAUGCGUCAAGCCUUCAUCUUUGCUACCCAAGCCUUCCCUCAAGAUGACAAGCCGAAAGGAAAGAAGGACAAGGUCAAAUCGAUAUUGAGGAGACUAUUGCUGCCGAAGUUCGUGCUGAGGAUGUUUCUGGGAAGUACGUUGGCGGAUCUUGUGUAUCCUUGGAUUCAUCCAGAGGCGUGA